Messenger RNA from Cydia amplana, 2431 nucleotides. Its product is annotated as zinc finger protein 665-like. The coding region runs from base 27 to 2324 and encodes 765 amino acids. NCBI's taxonomy places the organism in Eukaryota, Metazoa, Arthropoda, Insecta, Lepidoptera, Tortricidae. Gene Ontology annotation, biological process: regulation of DNA-templated transcription. The transcript is spliced from 4 exons. Gene Ontology annotation, molecular function: DNA-binding transcription factor activity, RNA polymerase II-specific; RNA polymerase II cis-regulatory region sequence-specific DNA binding. The record is from RefSeq and is a predicted model, not a curated record.
CCAGACUGAAGUAGCACGAAGACAGAAUGUCUACGGAGUCGGUUUUCGUGAAAGUGGAGUGUGAGAUCGACACGCAAGAAUGUGACGUGAAAAAUGAGGCGGAGCUGAAUUCUCAGGAGCCCCAGCCCAUUAACCAAGACUUUUCAGAUGUACAUGUCAAGGUGGAACCAUCAUGUCUAAAUGAGGCUCAAGAAGUGGAGUGUGACUGGGACAGCAACAUAGAAACCUGCAAUAGGAAGAAAGAGACGGAGUUAAGUCUCAAGGUACCCGGGCCCAGUGAUGCAGACUCUUUGUAUUAUGUACACGUCAAAGAGCAACCAGGGCUGCUAGUUAUCAAAGAGGAGGACUCGGAGUCACACAGCAGCAAGCCAGAUGGUGCAGCCGAGAGUGAAGAGUGUGACUUGUACAUGAACCACAAAAUCGAGGAUAGGGUAGCGUUGGGCCCAAAGUUACUACAGCGGCCUAAUGGGUCAGCGUUUCAAGGGGCACAGAUAAAAACAGAGAAUCUUCCAUCACAAGGUUGGAGUUGCUCGGUUAAACUGGAGCGCGUGGAGGUGGACGCAGUGCGGCGCACCUGUAGCGUCGGGCGCCGCACCUACGCCCUGCACCAACCCUCCUUCUUCUGCGACUUCUGUGGCUCCUCAUUCCAAGCCAAACAGCUCCUAGUAGACCAUGAGAAAACAGAACACGGUGCCACGAGUUUCAUGUGCAACAAAUGUGAAUUUACGACUAUCAACAGCACGGUUAUGAAGGCUCAUAUACGUAAACACAACGCGACCCGACUCUUCCGUUGUGGUAUCUGCAGCUACUCGAGCUUAUUGAGAACGGCCGUGCGCCGUCAUCGCAAAACGCAUAGUGUAGAAUCUUUCAAGUGCAAGUACUGUGACUUCAAAUGUGCUAAUAAAACUUAUUUAACGCUUCACGAGAAGACGCACACCGGUGAAAAGCAGCCUCUUAGAUGUGAUCACUGUGAUUUUAGUUCCGUUCUAAAACCUAAUUUGGAAAGACACAUGAUGUUGCACAUGGGGAUUAAACCGUUUAAGUGUAGCAAUUGCGAUAUCGCAUGUAGCUCUAAAACAGAUUUACGAAUUCAUCAGAGAAUCCACACGGGGGAGAAGCCGUUUAAAUGUAAGCUCUGUAAUUUUUCAACCACUACGAACACGAGCUUACGUUAUCACCUAAUGCAACACACCGGCGACAUGCCUUAUAAAUGUGACCAUUGUGACUACAAAUGUUGUCGGAAAACAAGGUUAAAAAGGCAUAUGGCGACGCAUACUGACUUAAAGCCUUUCAAAUGCACCCUAUGCAAUUACCAGUGCAAACAAAAAGCAAACUUAACAAGACACCAGUUCAGACACACUGCUGGAAAGUCUUUCAAAUGUAGUCAAUGUGACUACACAGUCCGAUAUUAUACCAGUGUACUGAGACAUCAAAAAUCAGUGCAUAGUGGUGAAAACUGUUUAGUGCUUAAAUUGGAUUUAAAAAUUCAUGAGACCAAUAAUACUAUUAAUACUGGUGAUAAACCUUUUAAAUGUAGCCACUGUGAUGUCUCUUGCCAACGGAAGUCUAACUUGCAAAGACAUCUAAGAAGGUUCCACAAUGAGAGACUUGAGAAGAUAUAUAAAUGUACCCAUUGCAAAUACACUACUGAUUUUGCGCAUAACCUAAAACUACACCGGCUGGUUCAUACAGGGGAUAAGCUUGAAAAAGUUAAGCCAUUUAAAUGUACGCAAUGUAAAUACAGUUGUAGUACGGAAGCAGAUAUGCAAGUACACGUCAUGACACAUACCAACAAGCCUCUAAAAUGUAGCUACUGUGACUACUCAUGCAGUGCGAACAAAGCUCUGCGAAAACAUUUGGUGAAACAUGGAGAAAAGCCUUAUACAUGCAAUUUGUGUGACUUCAAAUGCGAGUCGUAUACAAUCUUGCAAAGUCAUAAAGUCGUGCACGCGGGUGAAAAGCGAUAUAAAUGUAGCGAUUGUGAUUAUGCGUGCACUACCUCAUCAUUACUAGCAUCACACAAGGUAGUACACACUGGGGAGAAGUCAUAUGCAUGUAAUAUCUGCAAUUUCAAGGCUGUUCGGAAAUCUAGCUUAAACCGUCACCUGGGAACACACACUGAUUAUAAGCCUUUUAAAUGUAGCUAUUGUGACCACUCUAGCAGGUAUGCAUAUUUGCUACUACGACACGAGAAAGUGCACAAAAAGGAAACCAUUAAUGUAGCUAGUGCAGCUUUAGGUGAUGAAACAGUUUUAAGUCUCCAAGGGCCUAUUUCGCCCUCACGAGAACAGCAAGAGAUAGUUGUGAAACAGGAAAACGUAUGAGCUGUAAUCUUUUAAGGCCAUGGUCGUCACAUUGUAUGCGAAGAUAUAAAAAUCUCUAAGGAACCUGUGAUCGCACGCAGUGGAUGGCGUCAUUCGAAAACCUUUGA